CCCCCUGGGGACCCUUAAAUCGGUCCAGUAGGGGCCUCCCCCACCCACGUCACAGGGAGAUGGGUGGGGCAGUGGUGACAAAAGCGAUACCCCAAACUUCCCGUUUCUAACCCCAAAAUCACUCAAAGCAGAGGCAGUGGCACGGAUCUCCUCAGGGUGAGUCAGGAUGUGCACCCCACUGCUGGUGAUGCUGGUGACACUGGUGAUGGUGCCUGCAGAGGUCUCUCCCUAUGGCUUCCACAACUGCAUCCAGGCGCCACGGGACCCUGGGCAGUUCCGCUGUAUCCAGCGCUUCCUGAGCACUGUGGGGGCUGCAGUGGGUGACCUCCCCUCCACUGCCACAUCCCUCAACCUCUCUGUCAACAUCUUGCGCCAGGUGCCCCCCGGUGCCUUUGCCCACCUGCCGCGGCUCUACACCCUUGAUCUGACCCACAACCAGCUGGAACUCCUAGCCCCAGGGGCUUUCUGGGGGCUGUCAGCACUGGCUCACCUAGACCUGGCCCACAACAACAUAUCAGUGCUGGCCACAGGUGUGUUCACUGGGUUGGGCAACCUGAGCACACUGCGGCUGGACCAUAAUCCACUACAGAAGGUGGCUCCCAGGGCUUUCCAGCCGCUGGCUGCUCUCAGCACGCUCUGGCUGCGGAGUGGCCGGCUCAGUGCACUGGAGCCCGUGGCCAUGGCUGUGGGGAAUCUGACACACCUAGAUCUGCUCGACCUGUGUGGCAACAUGCUGUCAACACUGGGCCCUGGGCUGCCGCCCACACUGAGGGUCCUGCACCUCUGCAACAACUCCCUGGGAGCUCUUUCAGGGGCCACCCCUGGGGUGAUGCCCCCAGGGCUGCAUGAGCUCGACCUGUCCUACAACAACAUCUCGGACCCUGCACCGCUCUCUCACCUGUGCCUGAACAACCUGACAUACCUGCGCCUGGCUGGGAACCCGCUGGACGUGGUGCAGCUGCUGAGCGUGGCUGGAAUCUCCCCGCGCCAGGUGGACGUGUCAGGGCUACGGGUGGGCAAAAGUGGCCUGGAAUACCUGUGCCAGCAGCUGACAGGACAGCAGCUGCAGAGGCUGCAGCUGCAGCGCAUGGAGCUUACAUCAAUGCCCAAUGGGGCUCUGGCCAAGUGUCCGGCGUUCAGUGCCCUGGAUAUGUCUGGCAACCGGCUGCGGCAUUUGGGCUGCGUAGGGCGGCUGCUGAACGAGGAGCAGCAUGGAGCACUGCGCGAGCUGGUGGCUGAGCACAACUUGCUGCAGCGGCUGCCACCAUGCAGAGAGACCCCGGUUCUGCAGCAGCUGCACAAUGUGUCCCUGCGCUUCAACCGCAUCCUAGUGGCUGGUGCGGGUGCUUUUGACAAUGCACCAGCACUGCGGCAGCUGCGGCUGGAUGUGAACGAGCUGGCACGGCUGGACCGCGAAGCGCUGCGUGGACUCCGCAACCUGCGGCACCUGCGCCUUGACAACAACCUGCUCACUGACCUCCUGCCUGGCUCCUUUGCUGACCUGCACCAGCUGGAAGACCUCAACCUGCGCAACAACCGUGUGGCCGUGCUCUUCCCUGGCGCCUUCAAAGGGCUUGAACGCUUGCAGACCCUUGACCUGGGUGGGAACAACCUGCGGCACUUGGCAGCCAAGGCAUUCCAGGGCCUCCCGCGGCUUUGCCGGCUUUACCUGGACCGCAACCGGCUGCUGGAGGUGAGGGUGGCCGCAUUCCAGCCGGUGCAGGUGACACUGGGUGUGCUGGACCUGCGUGCCAAUGCACUGCGCUACCUGAGCCGACACCUGCAGCAGCUGCCACCUUUCCGCUACCUGCAUAACCUCUAUGACCUGAAGCUGCAGGCGCAGCAGCCGUAUGGGAUGCGUGUGGUCCCACAACGCUUCUUCCAGGGCCUCAGUGCCUUGCGCUCACUCUACCUGUCACAGAACUCGCUCUCAGCCAUCCCCGCCGAUGCUUUCGAUGACCUGGCACAGCUGCGGUACCUGACGCUGGCUGACAGCAACGGCGGGAUGGGCCACCUGCCUGCCGGCAUCUUCAAAAACCUGAGCCGACUGCGCAGCCUGAACCUGGAGAGUGCAGGACUGCGCAGCCUUGGCCCUGAGGUCUUCGGCAAUCUGACACAACUGAAGGAGCUGCGCCUGGCCAAGAACGAGCUGCGUACAUUGGAUGUGACUCUGGCCACCCGCCUCCCCGCCCUGCGCUAUCUGGACCUGCGCAAGUGCCCACUGAGUUGCAGCUGUGCCAAUGCCUGGCUGCCGGCCUGGCUGGCGCGUGGGCCCGUGCAGGUGGUCUACCUGUAUAACUACACGUGUGGUGAGAUGGGUGGGGCCUCUGCAUACCUGCACUGCUUUGACACGCAUGUGUGCUACCAGGACAUGGGGCGGUACCUGUUUGCAGGGACAGCACCAGCUGUGCUGCUGCUGCUGGUGCUGCCGCUGCUGCACCACCGUUGGUACUGGCAGUUGCGCUACCAGCUUUUUCUGCUGCGUGCGUGGGUGCGUGGGCACUGGCGGCGGGAGCAGCGGCGCUACACCUACGACACCUUUGUGUCCUACAAUUCCGGGGAUGAGCGGUGGGUGCUGGAGGAGUUGGUGCCUGAGCUGGAGCGCGGAGCCCUGCGGCUCUGCCUGCACCACCGUGACUUUCGCCCCGGCCGCGCCAUAGUGGACAACAUCGUGGACGCUGUGUACAGCAGCCGGCACACGGUGUGUGUGGUGAGCCGCGGGUACCUGCGCAGCGAGUGGUGCUCACUAGAGAUCCAGAUGGCCAGCUAUCGCCUCUUUGAUGAGCUGCGUGAUGUUCUUGUGCUCAUCUUCCUUGAGGACAUCCCUGAGGCCGAGCUCUCGGCCUUCCACCGCAUGCGCCGUGUGCUGCUGCAGCGCACACACCUGCGCUGGCCCUCUGAGCCCCCUGCACAGCCCCUCUUCUGGGCAAAGCUCAGGUGUGCCCUGAGUGGGGGGGAGGAGGAGGAGGAGAAGAGGGAGAGGGGGGUCAGGGAGGAAGGGUGCCCUGGCAUAUCUGGGGCCCCCGGGGAAGUUCUCCCUCAGGAAAGAAACCUUCUGCCCCAGAAUCACUGUUUUUUAUCUGGGGAAGGUGCCCUGUUGAGUGGGGGUGAAGGCAGCAAGAAAGAAGAGAAGAAAGAGGAGAGGAAGAUGGGGGGCAGGGAGGGAGGCUGCCCUGACAGGACUGGGACCACUGUGGAGGUUCCCCCUCAGAAAAGCAGUUUUCUGCCCCAAAAUCACCGACUUUUCUCUUGGGAAUAUGCUCUGCACAGCGGGGAUGAAGGUAACAAGAAGGAGGAGGAGGAAGAGGAGGAGAAGGCGGGGGAGGAGGAGAAAGGUUGCUGGGAGAGAGAGUGGCUGCUCUAGAGCAACCUCACCCUGGUGUAAUGGGGAUCCCCAGGGACAUUCCCAAUCAAAAAAAUGUAGUUUUGUCCCAAAAUCCCUGGUUAUCCUUUGAGAAAUGUGUAGUUGGUAUGACAGUUAUGAGGAAAAGGGGAAGGAGGAGGAGGAAAAGAGGGAAGCAAGAUGGACCUCAGUGUUCAGAUGCAGCAAAUGCUUCAUCACUCAGUUCCUUUUCCCAGCAUGUGGGAGCUGCAGCUCUUGCACAUCUGGGUCAUCCUCGACACACGCUGCCACAGCUCAAUCAGCUGCUUCUGCCUCUAGUGGCACUCGCAUGGCUGGGAAAUUCUGGUGGCCUAGGGGAGGCACCCACCAAUCCAUCCCGCCACACACCCUCCUGAUUCCCAACUCAGCAGCUCCCGAGCCCCAGGCAGGUCCCUGUGUCGCUCCCGUCUGAUCUCCACCAGCAGCAGGACGCACCUGGCUUGGCUGGCAAACCAGACCAUGCUGCAGGUGUCCAGGCCAGCCAGCGCCACAGGCUCAUGGCCGCGAUCACGGGGUUGUGCCGCCCAGGGAAGCCCUUCCACAAGAGCAUCAGCUGUUGUUCCAGAGCAGGAUGUGGCUCUGCCUGCUGUGUCCCGAGAGACCAAAGCUCCACUCAGCUCUCAGCCCUGGAGCACUCGGGAAUGUCCCUCCUGGGCCCGACCCUCUGGACAGCCAGAGCCCAGCAGUGGCAGGCGCCGGGAACAGCCUUCCCUUACCUCCGGCCAGCGGGCACAUGACGCUGUCGAGAGCCAGCAGUGAGCGAUUGAUGCUGGGCUCUCCCACAGCCCCUCUCUGCAGUCCUUGGUGACCCAGGCUCACUUCAAGCCCACCGGGUCAGUCAGGCUCACCUUGGCUGCAUGCAGAUUCCCAGCAAGGCCAACAGCGGGGUCGGUCCCACUGCUUCACCUGUAUCUGCAAGGAGAGAGAUAGCUGAAGCCAUGGCUCCACACAUCCCUGGGGAGGUUGGUUGGAGCAAGUAGCACCAACAGGACCAGGGCUCUGUGUUUCCCAUGGAAUGGGUCAGUGGAUCACACUGGAAGAUGGGGCAGGAGUAGGAGAGGAACCUGGCAUGCUGUGAGGAUGAGCCAAACACCUGGAGAUGACACAAGGAGCAAAGCCAGGGAAAGAAUCUGGCAGGAAGGGACAGAGUUAUGGAAAAGAACCAGCAACUCCCAUGCUUAGUGGUGAAGGAUGGUACAACUGGUUGGGUUUCCAAGGCUCUGGAAAAACAUCCAGACCCUGGAUUACUCCCCUACAAGUAGCAAUGGAUGAGGCACUAGGUACAGGCUGAAGUGAUAGCCAGAGCCUCCAUCUGCCCAGGCAAGGGUGACAGACCUGCAAAUUCAGGGAAGUACAUGGCUGGAAUUUAAAUCCACUGGCAAGUGUGCACCAAGAAACUGGGGAGCACUUUGACAGUCAGAGUCCUGGGGCGUGUAAUUCCCAACUCAGUGCUGAGUGGGACAGCCCUGGGAUGUUAUCUCAGCAGCUUCCUAGCUUCAUUUCCAGCACUGAUUGGAGCAAUACCACAGCCAGCAGCACUCACCUGGAGGAUGGCAUGGGAGUGGGAGGAGGUGGCACUGGCCUUGGUGUGAUGCUGCGCUGCUUUCUAUUGCCCUUGGCCAACAUGUCUAGGAUCUGCUCUGGUGAUGUGGGCUGGGAGAGAACGGGCACAGAGGUCAGCAUCCCCAGUGCAGCAGCCAGACACCCCAAUAUAAGCAGCCCCAGGCACUUGGGCUGAGGCAUCCUGGAGCACUGCAGGCUCUGUGACAACUUGGGGUCACAUCUGCUGCCAGCCAGGAGCUGUGCAGGUGGCACCCUGGGAUCUUCACACCCCCUGUGUCCCCAGGACAGGAGAGAGAGGAGUGUAGGGGGAGAGGAGGGAAGGGGAGCUUCUUGCAGCUACCCCUGUGCCAGGAGUCACUCCCAGACUGGGCUGGGAUGAGGCAGAGCUUAUCACCCUCCCUACUCCCCUUUAUGGCAGUUUUUCUCCCUGUUUCAGCCUCUUCAAUGCAGCAGAGACAAAAGGAGUUGCCAAACCAGCACUGCUAGGAUGUGGAGUUCACCCUUGAACCUUCCCCUGAACAAGCCCCAUUCUCACAUCACUCCCCAUGAGGUGUUUCUGCUUUCAGACCUUCUCAUUCCUCUUGUUUGCAUCCAUCUUCCCACACCUCUUUGAAGUCUCCCCACCAGCAUGGCCAUUCUAGUUUCAGCCAGGAUAGAGUCACUAAAAUAGAGGUGUUUUGGUUUUCUUGGGUUUUUUGUUGGUUUGGUUGGUUGGUUUUUUGUUUUGUUGGGGUUUUUGUUUGUUUGUUUGUUUGUUGUUUUUU
Messenger RNA from Motacilla alba alba, 5709 nucleotides. RefSeq names its product toll-like receptor 13. Bases 167 to 3364 code for a protein of 1065 amino acids. Gene Ontology annotation, biological process: toll-like receptor signaling pathway; inflammatory response; immune response. The transcript has 2 exons. Gene Ontology annotation, molecular function: transmembrane signaling receptor activity; protein binding. The record is from RefSeq and is a predicted model, not a curated record. Lineage: Eukaryota; Metazoa; Chordata; Aves; Passeriformes; Motacillidae. Gene Ontology annotation, cellular component: membrane.